Molecule: messenger RNA, 1605 nt
Organism: Nomia melanderi (Alkali bee)
Lineage: Eukaryota; Metazoa; Arthropoda; Insecta; Hymenoptera; Halictidae
Source: RefSeq, a predicted model, not a curated record
CUCGGAGGCUUGUCUUUAAACGUUCGUUAACCGAAUAUCAGCUAGAUUUCUCUUUGAACGCGUAGAACAGUUUCCAAUGUCGGUUUCAUUGAAAAAGAUAUGGGCAAGCGUGUUUGACAGCCAGCGAAGAAAACCGUUGGAAUUGAAACUAUUUUGGCAAUUUGCAAACCAACAAAACAUGCCCGUGAAAAACCUUGAGAAGUGGCAUGUAGCAGUGACAGAAAAUAAAGUGAGAAAUAAAGUGAGAGAGAAAGAGAGGAAGAGAGAGAGAGAGUGAGAGAGAGUGAGAGAGAGUGAGAGAGUGAGAGAGUGAGAGAAAGAAAGAAAGAAAGAAAGAAAGAAAGGAGGAAAAAGACUGUGACAGUAUUAGGCGGAAUUGUACAGCGUGCCAGUUGUGUUAGAAAAAUUUUCUUCAGCAUUGGAUGUACGUAUUGAACUCGUUUUCUAAAUCCUCUAGAAUUGAUUCGCUUAAGGCGGUUCGAGCCUUAACUAAAAUAGUAUAAUAAACUAUUAGGCUGUAAGUUGUUUCAUAGACAUUGAACAUAUGAACUUAAGGUGUGUGCUGAUUGUAGCUUCAUUGCCAUCGCAUUGUCGUGUCAGGCGGAGAGGUGUUACCACUCUCGCAUGGACCUGGGAGAAUGCCCCCAGAUUCACGACUUGGCCCUACGGGCUGACUACGAGGCGGCACAAAAGAAGAAGGACCAUUUUUACGACAUCGACGCCAUGGAACAUCUACAGAACUUUAUCGCCGACUGCGACCGCCGUACAGAGCAGGCGAAACAACGGUUAGCGGAAACUCAAGAAGAGCUUAGCGCCGAGGUCGCGGCGAAAGCGAAUAACGUGCACGUUCUCGCGGAAGAGAUCGGCAAGAAGCUGGCGAAAGCUGAGCAGCUCGGAGAGGAAGGUUUCGUGGAGGAGUCGAUGAAGUUGAUGGGCGAGAUAGACGAGUUGCGAAAGAAGAAGAACGAGGCCGAGCAGGAGUACCGUAAUAGCAUGCCAGCGUCCAGUUACCAGCAACAAAAGUUAAGAGUGUGCGAGGUCUGCAGCGCCUAUCUCGGGAUUCACGAUAACGACAGACGACUGGCGGACCAUUUCGGUGGGAAGCUGCAUCUGGGGUUCAUCAAGAUCCGCGAGAAACUGGCGGAACUCCAGAAAACCGUCGAGGAGAGGCGCAAAGAGAAACGCGAGUCGUUGCUGGACAGGCGCAGGGACAGGGACAGAGACGACCGCGACAGAGAUCGCGAUAGAUCGGAUCGACGCGGAGGAUUGGGUUACAGGGAAAAGGAUCGCGAUCGUGAACGCGAGCGCGAUCGCGAUCGCGACAGGGACCGCGACAGGGAUCGCGACAGAGAUCGCGAUCGUGAACGCAGAGACAGAGAUCGCGAUCGCGAUCGCGAACGCAGAGACAGGGAUAGGAGAAAGUCACGAUCCCGUAGUCGCAGUCGCGGAAAAAGAUCUAAGCGUUCGCGCAGCAGUAGCCGUAGCCGUCGAUCUCGUUCUCGCCGUAGUGGAUCUAACGAUCGGAAAAGAUAAAAUCAAUUGACAUUCGAAUAAUUAUUAUGCUCAAUCAUUUCUUCUCCAUAUUAAAAUUCACGUGCUUACACA